Huiozyma naganishii CBS 8797 is the source of this 678-nucleotide messenger RNA. It is a transcript of the gene RPA34, whose product is annotated as DNA-directed RNA polymerase I subunit RPA34. The transcript has a single exon. The record is from RefSeq and is a predicted model, not a curated record. Lineage: Eukaryota; Fungi; Ascomycota; Saccharomycetes; Saccharomycetales; Saccharomycetaceae. Gene Ontology annotation, biological process: transcription by RNA polymerase I. Bases 1 to 678 code for a protein of 225 amino acids.
AUGGCUAAACCAUCUACUUUGUCGAAGGAGUACAUAUCAGACUCUGAAUCAGAAACGGAAACUGUGCAACAGCAGGUGCCACAAUUCACUGUCCCUACAGGUUACAAAAAAUGCAAACAUCUUAAGAGUAUCCAGCUGAGUAAAAAAAUUGCCAAGAAGAACGGUGACCAGGAAUUAUGGCUGUUUAAACUGCCUGCCAAUUUGGACAUCUCAAAGCUGAAGACUCUACCCGUGGGAGCAAAUGGAGCUCAGACUAUUUUGAACAAUAAUAUUCAGUACAGUAUUGAAUCGAAUUCAAACGCUAUCAGCGAGAACAGUAACCUGACAUUGUUGAUACCGGAUGCAUCUAGAGAGGCUCUAGAGCCUUGUAAUGAUAAAAAGAGUGGGAAACCAAUUCAAUUCAACAAGAUAUUCACCAUUUCAGAGACAAAGACAAUACCCGAUAUCAACUUUGACAAAGUGAGAGUCCCAAGAGAAAACGUGCCCAAAGUUGACGGUUUGAUAACUAGACACUAUGCCUCCGGGUACGAUGAAAGUGCAUCGGAAGAAACUUCCACAAAGAAACGUUCUCAUAAGGAAUCUAUAGCCACCGAAGUAGAGGAGAAGGGGACAAAGAAAAAGACGAAGAAGGACAAGAAAGACAAAAAAAAGAAGAAGGAAAAGAAGGACAAGAAAUAA